Messenger RNA from Marchantia polymorpha subsp. ruderalis, 3642 nucleotides. NCBI's taxonomy places the organism in Eukaryota, Viridiplantae, Streptophyta, Marchantiopsida, Marchantiales, Marchantiaceae. The record is from the annotation of a GenBank genome assembly.
CGUUGUGUUGCGCAGCGAAGGUGCAGCGUUAGAGGAGGAGGAGGAGCAGAUGAGCGAGAGGGACGGAAGGCCCAGGAAGGAAGCAAAGGGUCGCCAGGACAGGGUGAGAAGCGGGUUCGUGUUGAGGGGGCGCUCGUGUCCGCGUAGAAGCUAGUAGUCACAUGGCAGAAAUGCUACGUUGCCGCGUUAUGGUGCCAUGCUCAAAAGCACUGGAUUGCCAGUGGCACAAUCCAGUAUGCGAACAUUCAGCGGUUCAAGAAGUGGAAGAAGAAGAAGAAUCAGAGGCUGGUGAUAACUCCACUCUGGCUUCUGUCUCUGCUGACACUUGAGAACGAGCGGAAGUGUUGACACAGAAAGUCGCAUCGUAGAUUCUUGAACUCGAAUUCUGAAUUUUCUGUCGCAGAUUCAGCGAUCCCAGCUCGAAUUGUAGAUUCGUCGGAGUGUUUCGGUGGUUGGACAGGCAGGUCAGAGGGCAGAGCAGUGAGUAGACGCACAGAUAGGAGCGCCGCCGCAGCAGCAGGAGCAAAAGAAGAAGAAGAAGAACAAGCUGAUUGUUACUCCGACAGACAGUCGAUAGGGUAGCGGUGUCAAAGGGAAAUCCACCGGGUAGAGGAAUUUGACAACCGCGAAUGAGUCGUACAUGAGAGUAGAGCGAACGGCGACUCAGGAAGAGCCUCGUUGGUACUUGCCCAUUGCCCGGGCACCCUCUGAGACCAACACCUAACACCAGAACAGCGCUGCAGCCUUCGCUGCUGCGCAAGGAUUUUUCCUCUGGAGCAAACAACAAUUCUCAACCGGAUAAUGGCAGAGCUCAACACCACGCUCUGGGACCUUCUCCAGACCAUUCAAUGGUCCUACGCUGCGCUCUGGACCCUGACCCCCGAUCGAAGGAUGCUCAAGUGGCAGGAAGGGUGGUUCAACCUGAAAGCGGCGGGAGACAGCAAUGGAAGCGACUCAGAUAAUAAGAAUGCAGAGCUUUUCUACUUCCUAUACAAUCAGUUGACAUUUGCCCCGGGCGUCGGGUUUGCAGGUCAUGCUCUCCAACAUAUGGGCGACAGAAUUCUCUGGUUGGCUGGAGAUAUGGCUUUGGGUAGCAUUCCCAAUCCAGUUGAGAAGCAGAGCUUUUUCAUAAAGGCAGCUGGAAUCCAGACCACAAUCUGCAUCCCGUUGGAGGACAAGGUGUUGGAGCUCGGCACGAUCAACUUGGUUCCGGAAAAUGAUGAAAUAGCUCACUGCAUCAAGAAGAUUAUGUACAGCCUUUUGGACCGCUACUUGAAGAAGCCUGAGCCUUGCCACUUCCCCGACAUUCAGUUCGGGCUGGAAAUGAACAAUUUAACCCCGACAUCGUCCGGAGCUGGGCCAUCGAUGGUGAUACCACUUCCGAAUGAUUUCUCCUCGCUGUCAUCGAAACCAAUGAAUCUGAUGGCUAUGAACUUGCCCACAGUUUACGACGACCUGGAUGCGAGCUACAUUGUGCCGCCAGUGGCAAUGUCUGCUCCAGAAUUGAUGCAGAGCCGAUUAUCUUGGACUCCAGAGCAACUGUCGAUGCCAUUGGGUCACAAUGACUUGGACAUAUGGAGCACAGCAUCCACUUUAGCGGCACUGCAAUCUCAUGGGAUUUCUACCUCGUCCGCAUCAUCGACCCUCAUGGUGGACCAUAUCGAACAGGCUCUUCCAGGGUUCACAUUGCCAAUGCCGUUCAUCGAGAGCGACGUGACAUUAUUGGCACCUUCUCCUUCCCCUCCUAUAGUAGAAGCCACCACAUCGCUCCGUGAUCGGUCGUCCUCCAGGAGCUCCCUUCGAUCCGGAGCACACCUCGAAGACAAUGAGAUUUCCUCGGUUGCCAAAGUGUACGCGGAUUGUCAAAUAUCUGAGCCCAAACUCGUCGCGGAAGCGGGGCGAGAAUCCGACAGCAGGGUGUCGUCGGGUCGGCUUCGUCGCUCUCCAUCUCCCAAGGAAAUGUCACCAGAUUCACUCUCGAGCUUGCCCAAGCCCAGGGCCCCUAGCCAUGGCCUACAACAGCCUCUCAUGUUUCACCCGGGUUCAACAUCGGAACCAAGCCACCAACGACCACGAUUGGAACGACAGAAUUCCAGCACUCUGAAGCCCGCCGACUCCACUCCGGUGCUAGUGCAAUUGGGUAACGUUUUGCAAUUAGGAAACGCUUCCGGGCAAGUUGCAGAAGCUCCUCCCCAGGAGACCGACGAGGCAGCGGUGUCCCACAUGCUGGCGGAGCGCAGACGAAGAAUUAAACAGAAUGAGAAUUUCUCUCAGCUGAAAGCUCUGAUCCCGAGUGCUACCAAGAUGGAUAAAGCAACGGUGCUGGCUGAAACCAUAGUUUAUAUUAAUAGUCUGAAGGCGCGCCUCGAAGCUUUGGAGCAGUGCAAUCAAUCGCUGAAAUUUUUGAUCGGAGAUCGGGCGACGGACAUAGCCGGGCCCUCGAAUGCACCCGCCAUCCGGCUUCCCACUCCUCCUGUGCCGAGUUCACGAGAGCCGGAAAGGGUGGAGGUGACUCCUGACGGAGAAGGAAACUUGAGAAUCGAGAUAAGGAGCCCAUGUGCUCAACCAGAGAAUGCGAUCCAUAUACUGACAUCUCUGAAACAGAUGCAACUCAGAGUCCUAAGUUCCCAGAUGUCUAUUGAUGAUAAUAGGAUCACUGCGACUUUUGUAGUUAAGGUACGUCAGACUGGCUACGGCAUGGACAUUGCACUCAUCUGUCUUAUGAUUCAUAACGCUAAGAUUCCGAUUCAAUGGAAUGAUUCCUUGUCUUUCACGAUUUUCACCAGACUCGUGUGUGUGUGUGUGUGUGUGUUUGGUAGCACCUGUUUUUGGUACCCGUUGCGCAUUAUAGACCUGGACAGUAGCUCUCUUUGCCAUCCAUACGCUGCCGGCAGGCACCCUUGACGUGUUAGACUCCAGUAUGAUCUCGUUAGCCGUACAGGCUCGUUCAAGUAAUCAAGCUUCUGCAGUUCGUCCCCUAGGUGCCCCGGACAGACGAACCAGCGCAGAAGUGAGUUCUGCGGACGUAGCUAAGACGUUUUGACAUCGGUUUGUGCAGAUGAAAAGAAAGAAUUCGACUGGCCAAAACGAAGUCUGUGCAAAUGUGACAAGCGAACUCAGAAAAUGCUUAGGGCUUUAAGUCUGAGCUCUCGUCGACAAAUAUUUACCUCUCAGUGCACUUAGAGCCGAAGGAAAGAUGUACAAAGUAUCCUCUUUUUUCUUAGUUUCUUUUCCCUACCGAUGGUGUAAGAAUUUCAAGCUCUGGUCGUAGCAGAGACACUCAGGCUCCUUUGCUUGUAAGAUAGCAACAAUCGAAGUCGAUCUCGCCGGCAUCAUCUCGUUCUUCCCUAGUGUACAUACGACCUAGGAUCAAAGCUUUUAGAGAUGACUGUCGUGCUGCCCGCCCCGAAAGAAAGAAUCGAGGAAAGAGACAGCUCAACUUCAACUUCACCCAUUCAUUGAUCUGGUCUGAUCACACAUGCACUCAUGAAGAUUUUGAUCUCGUAUCAGUUUUGAGCUCUUCGAUCGUAGACAGACUGAUCCCCUAUUUGUUUCUGUAGUGCAGCCAAAUAAAAAGUGGGCCUCGAAUGUACACAUAUUUGCCGCUGGCAUACCAUAUAAGUGAAACUUUGAAACUUUUUA